AUGCUAUCGUGGAAGGCUCUAUCGAUGCUCCUCGCGACUGCCGUCGCUAUGAACGGCGUCGUGGGCGUUGAGCAAGGCUACGGAGGCGGCGUUUGGACCACCGCGCCCUCGACUGACUCAUCCAAUGACUCGACGUUGACCCCAAGCGUGACGGCUGCUGCGCCGACCUCGACCGAGAGCUCUACCGACGAAGCAAGCGAGAGUGAGGGGUACUCCGGAUCGACCGGUGGUGACGACGACAGCUUCAGCGCUGCUGAAAGCGAUUCCGACACGGGAAGCAAAGUAGACGGCUCGUCGGCAAUCGAUGAGGGCAGUGACAGCCAAGCGGGCAGCGUUCACCCUCCACACUCGAGCGGUGACGGCAGCUGCGAUCUCCCGCCGAUGGCCAGCGGCAGCAGCAGCAACUUCCCACACCCGCCGUUCGGGAGCGGCAGCGUUGACUUCCCAACUCCACCAAGUGGCAGCGGGAUCACCGACUUCCCACCGCUUCCAAGUGGAAGUGGCAGCGUUGACUUCCGGCCUUCACCGAGCGACACUGGCAGUAACAGCGCUGCCGGUCCCCCCGGCAAGGGUGGGGUGUCGCUGCCUUCCAGCGUCGAUGGCAGCAACAGGGAUUCCUCCUCGAGCGAUGACAGCACCGCGGGCGAAGCGUCAACGGGAGGCGAAGGCAGCCACACCCUGCCGACCGGAGGAUGCAAGGUUCGCACUCGUCGCCUUCGCCAGUGA
Molecule: messenger RNA, 726 nt
Organism: Phytophthora sojae
Lineage: Eukaryota; Oomycota; Peronosporomycetes; Peronosporales; Peronosporaceae
Exons: 1
Coding region: 1-726 (241 amino acids)
Source: RefSeq, a predicted model, not a curated record